AUGCCUCCGGCCCGGUCGACUUCAAAUGCCAACAUCGACUCCAAAGAGCUGGCGAAGGAAUCUUGGGAGCGGAACCGCGCAGUGGAUGACUCGGAGAUACUUGAUUGGUUCAACGGUCAACUUCGAUCGACGGUAAAAUGCAAGACCUGCCAACGUUCCUCUCAUACCUUUGACGAGUUUAUGUACCUCUCAGUGUCUGUGGAGGCCACCAGCAUGCUGGAAUUGCAAUCUUGCAUUCGUCAAUUUUUCAAAACCGAAGCGCUUUCCGGUUCCAGCCGCUGGAUGUGUCCUGGCUGCAAGGUACCCAGAGACGCUAUCAAGACCUUUGACAUCUGGCGCCUGCCUAAGUACCUCAUUAUUCAUCUGAAAAGGUAA
Messenger RNA from Dibothriocephalus latus, 375 nucleotides. The record is from the annotation of a GenBank genome assembly. NCBI's taxonomy places the organism in Eukaryota, Metazoa, Platyhelminthes, Cestoda, Diphyllobothriidea, Diphyllobothriidae.